UGGACGCUGUGUGUGUGUGUGUGUGUGUGUGAACUGGGUUCCCCAUGCCCUCACAAUCCCACAUGGAGCAGUUAAAGCAGGAGGUGCACAGCGAGUCUUUCUGGCGGGCUUUGCCCGCCGAAUUCCUGGGCACGGCUGUGCUGGUGUUUUGCGGCGUGGCCAGCGCCCUGGACUGGGCUGGGGAGCAGCCCGACACCCUGCAGGUGGCCCUGGGCUUCGGGCUGGCGGUCUCUGCCGCCUCGCUCUGCACAGAGGGGGUAGGCGCCGGCCACCUGAACCCCGCCGUCAGCCUGGCCCUGCUCCUCGGUCUGCGCAUCAGCCCGCUGCGAGCGCUACUCUCCGCCCUGAUGCAGGGCUUGGGCGCGAUCGCAGCCUGCGCCCUCCUGUACGUACUCACCCCACCCGGCGUCCGCGGAGAGCUGGGGCUCAGCAAGCCUUCUGCAGGGGUUACAUCGGUCCAGGCCUUGGUGAUUGAAGUUAUUGUCACCUUUCAACUUGUAUUGUGUGUUUUUGUCCUCUCGCAAAAGGAAAGCAACCAUGAGGGAUCUGCACACUUGACCCUCGGCAUCUCUGUGACCCUUGGACAUUUGGUGGCGAUCCGAUUCACUGGGUGCAGCAUGAAUCCUGCGCGCUCCCUGGGACCUGCUGUUAUAACAUCAAACUUCUCUCAGCACUGGAUCUUCUGGGUGGGACCUCUGCUGGGGGGAGCCUUGGCUGUGAUUGUGUACAGUUUUCUGCUGUCGCCAAAGAGAAUCCAGUGUGGAGGCCUGAGCACAUUGAAGACAGAUACAAAGCUGGAACACAAGGUGGAGUCCCAGCCCUAGUUACAAAGGGCAGGCCCAAACUCAGCUGCGUCACACUGCUUGACAAACAGUAUAUUAAUUUUAAUAUAUUAAAAUGUGAUUAAAAUUUUAAAAAAAUCAUGCAUUUAAUUGCAAUAGUAUAUUGAUGAUUCUGGAGAUGUAUUUACCCAAAGGCAGGCAGACCAAUAGGAAUGCAGUGUAGUCAUAUGAUGUAAUGUUUCCUGUAACCAGAAAUACUGAGGGUCCCACUGAGUUAGUUGUUAACAUUUCAUCCAAACACAAUUUUGACUCAAGAAGAAAUCCAAGCAAAUGUAGUCUUUAGACUGCAGGCAGUGGUUUGCGGAGUGAUUGGAUCUUCUAGCCAACACGUCCUGGAUAAAACUGAACCAAAGUUAUCUCUGCAGAUUUGUACCACAAAACAAAACUGGCCACAAUCCAAAACCUACAAUGAACAUGUUCAAUAGAACUUAGCUCAGUCAUCCCAUGGAGUUCCACCUAGUCUUCUCACCUUUCCAUAUCCACCCAAGCAUCAUUACCCUUUCUCUUGAUCUAUCAGGUUCUUGACGGCUCUCAACAGAGCGAAACCAUCAGUGCCAUUUCCCCCUCUCUGCUUCUCUGUAACAGGCAUAAUAACAACCAUUUCAGCUUCAGUUUCAGGCAGUGCCUGGUGUCCAUGAGAAAUCCCAGUCUAUGGGAACCUGGAAUUGUCAGACACAGCCAGGAAGGGCUUUAGAAGGUACAUGCAGCAAUACUGUUAUCAAUCUCAACUGCUUCAGUAAAAUAAUAAUUGCGAGCUUGUUUACUCUUACAACACUUUAAACUCAUUUGAACUUUCACUCAUUUUGUCUGUGCAGACAGAACCAUUGUUACUCUGGUAACUUGGUCGCAAAUGAAAUGUUGAAUAAUUCAUGUACCUCAAGUUUAGAACCAUGUGACAGGCGGGAAAAUGGAGGAGGUGGAGGAAGAGGGUCAACUGGGGACUGACAAGCUAGAGUGUCCUUGGGACGUGGGAGGAAAUGCUUGUUGGUGUUCAGUGCUGUGGAAUUCACUUCAUCAAUUGUCUGGAGAACAGGUUAAAAAGAUCCAGCCUUGGUCAGGAGAUGCAGAACUAGGAUCUGAUUGCCCAGAACAGCCCGGUCUUCGAGAGCUGACCACAGGUACUUCCGGUUAGCUAAACAUUGAAGUUCUAGGCUGAUGAAUCACUGUUAGUAAGAUGGCAGUUAGAGUGAUAUCUUGUGUACUCAAAGCUCCUGAAGCCAAUUAUAUUCUGCCAAUUUUCUCGUACUUAAUCACACCAGUAAAGAUACAAUCACUGUAUCAAAUACAGCCUGUUAGGCUACGGCUGGAUUAUUUGAUACAGUUUUGCUCACCACAUUAAAGGAAGGACAUACUGGAGAUUUACCAGAAUUCACCAACUUUUCAGUUGGGAUAAGCUGGGUUCGUUUUCAUGGGAGAGGGAGGACACGAUAGAGGUGUAUGAAAUCAUAUGAGGUGUAGGUCAUGUAGAAACAAAGAAAUUAUUCCCCAUAGUAGAGGGGUCUAAACUUGAAUUAGGGUUAAACAAAGGGGUAGUAGAUUUAGAGGGGAGCUGAGUGAGAACAUUUUCACUGGAGGGUAAUGAGAAUCUGGAACACACUACCUGGGGGGGCAGUGGAGGUAGGGGGUCACAGCAUUUAUAAGGUAUCUGGACAAGCACUUCAAUUGCCAAGGCAUGGAAGAUUGGCAAACAAGGUGCGCUAAAGGGCCUGUUUCUGUGAUGUGUGGGUGUUUUUGUUUGCUUGGGGGCAGGGAAGGAAGUUUAUUGGCCAGAACAACAUAUGUAAUCUUCUCUGUGUGCCUGGAUGGUGCCUGAGUAGGGUCUUUUCCAAAUGGCAGAUCUCCUGUAUCCAGAAUUCUCUUGGUGGCCCAGAAUCUGCUCAUCGAUUCACAGUCCAAUAAGAACAACAAUGUUCAGACCAUAGGAUUACUGUUUAUUAAAUGCUCCCAGUGCAAAUCUGUCUCCUUGAACAAGGUUGCUAGACCAAUCAGAUUACUUACUUUAUUUUCAUUUGCUAAAUCAGAUUUCACUCAUCUUUCAGCAAAUGAGUUCCAUCUGAGUCUCCGGCUCCUGGGUUGUGAGGGCAGCAGGAAUUGGGAUCAAUGAGGUGACUGUCUGGAGACAGCAACUCGUGCAGAGUGUGUUCACUGGCAGUGACCCAUCACAGACUGUGUGGGUAUGUGGGGCAUGUGACCAUGGGAAACAUCCACACUGAAAAACUUGAUGAAAUAAGCCAAAUCAUCUUUAGAUUGAAGAGUUGAUAGAAUGUAAGGUUGGAGAGGAUUUGCAGGAGUCCUAUAUUGUUGUUUGCACUCGAGGGAUUUGAACUGCUGCCAAUGGAUAAAGCAGGCUCUGGGGCAUGCUACCAGACAGAGUACAAUGGAAAGGAAUGCCAGGCAGAGGCACACUCCUCAGCCAAUCUGCAACAGCCCCUCUUACACAUUGCCCAAAGUUAAUAUUACACUCAGCAUACAAAGAAGCAGCUCCCUUCAACACGUACCUAUUAAUACCGGGUACAACAGGGUGAGACAUAGAGUGAAGGUCCCCUGUGUGUCAGUGCACACCCUCUAUUCCUCCAUGGCAACCCAAAAAUGUCCAGUCUAACCCGCUGAACAAACAUUGUCAGUCAGCAACUAGACCAGUGUUGAUGAAAUGCUCUGAGACUGUUUGUAGAGUUCUGUGUGGUUCUUUUCCUGUGAAUGAUAAAUACCUUAAAAAUAAAGUGAUAAAAAUAA
Hypanus sabinus (Atlantic stingray) is the source of this 3575-nucleotide messenger RNA. Its product is annotated as aquaporin-5-like. NCBI's taxonomy places the organism in Eukaryota, Metazoa, Chordata, Chondrichthyes, Myliobatiformes, Dasyatidae. Gene Ontology annotation, cellular component: plasma membrane. Gene Ontology annotation, biological process: renal water transport; carbon dioxide transmembrane transport; hyperosmotic response. The record is from RefSeq and is a predicted model, not a curated record. Gene Ontology annotation, molecular function: glycerol transmembrane transporter activity; ammonium channel activity; water channel activity. The transcript is spliced from 4 exons. The coding region runs from base 45 to 824 and encodes 259 amino acids.